This is a messenger RNA of Diaporthe amygdali, 1764 nucleotides long. RefSeq lists its product as uncharacterized. Lineage: Eukaryota; Fungi; Ascomycota; Sordariomycetes; Diaporthales; Diaporthaceae. The transcript has 2 exons. Bases 1 to 1764 code for a protein of 587 amino acids. The record is from RefSeq and is a predicted model, not a curated record.
AUGUCUAUCAAACGCAGUCAUGUCCAUAGGCGGGGACGCAAUGAUGCGAGGGAUGUCGACUUGGAUCUUGACUUGGAUCAGAACAACGCCCCCGGCAAUGAUGAAGGCGGCGUGUUAACUCUACGCAAGCGGGUCGUGACAGUCUACGAGACAAAGACCCCAGAGGGCUGGCUCGGCGGUGUAUUGACGACUCUUGAACGUGCGACCAUCACCCAAGUUGUUCAGCAGACGAUAACGGCGACUGAGGGAGACGAGGAAGCAACUCCCACACCGGCUGAGACCACUGCGAGGCAGACUGUAGAUGCUCCUGUCGCCAAGGGUACACCCUUGAGCAGCAGCAGCAGCAGCAGCAGCACCACCACCAGGAUCGCCAGUGACGAUGAUAAUUCGUCCUCGGCUCUGCCCACUGCCAUCAUAGCGUCCACGGUAUCUGAGGCGAGUUCCGGAGGCGCGCUGGCUUUGGCUAGCGAAACCGCAAGUUCGACCAGCACCUUGAAGUCAUCAACGGCUGCCGGCGCCACUGAUGCCUCGGCCGCAUCAGCCACUCAGUCGGGCUCGUCCAGCUCAGGUUCAGGUUCAAGCGAUGCUGCGACGAAGGCUGGCAUCGCGAUUGGUGUCCUCGCUGGUAUCUUUGUCGUCCUUGGCUUGGUGUAUUUUAUGAUCGCCAAGCGCAAGAAACAGAUGCGCGAGGAGCAACGUUUGGCCGAUGACGAGAAGCUCAACGGCCCAUUUGGAGAUCAUGCUCGUGCCCCUCCGACUCCAGCGAAACCCCCUCGCCUCAGUUUACGGCCAAUGACCCAGCUGUUCCUUGGUGCUCCGGCCGCAGCGGAAAAGCGAGCCAGCAAGGGGCCCCAGCAGAAUAUCGCCAUGGUCACCAGCCCGACGAUGAAGCGGGCUCCAGGUGCCAGUGCCUGGGAACGGCCCAUGACCGGUGACAGCCAGAAUGCGCAUAACCCCUUUGGAAACCAUGCGGAGACAAUUCAGGAAGAGCCUCCUGCUACGCCUCGACACCCUGCCAGCCCUAUGACGCCGAUCAGCGAGGCUAGCAUGAUUCCAUCGCCCACGUUCACACCUGGCCUCGCACCUGCUCCCCGAGCUUCUGCUAUCACGACCGAUUCUGCGGUUCUUGCUCCGAUUGUCACACACUCUCCGCCGCUCUCUCCGCAGCCCCCUCAACAAGGUCUUCCCGCUGGUGCUGUUCCUGCGCCUUUGCAAAUGAAUCCUGCUGGUAACACGGCCCCAACGCCUGCUGUGCCCGAAGCUACCUCUGUAUCGGCGGCGGCAGCUGCCGGGGCAGCCGGAGCAGUUGCCGGCGGCGCAGCCGCUGCUGGCCUUCAACGCAAGCAAUCCGUUCGAAAAGACAAUACUCCGGCGCCCCUCGACUUGACUCUGCCACCGAAGCUUGGACCUGUGCCCCCAAGUCCGGCGGGCACUGAGUUCAGCGUCCAUGAGGUAGAAUCUGGCCAGGCGCAAGAACCGUCAGCUGGCGCUGCUGCGAUAGCUGCGGCAGGUGGACCGGCAGACUCAGCAGUCCAUCGUGUCCAGCUCGACUUCAAGCCCACUAUGGAUGACGAGAUGGAACUGCGCGUUGGUCAAGUCGUGAGGCUGUUACACGAGCACUCUGCAUCCGUCUUGAUCGAUCUCAACAAGGAGUUGUCCCCCGAACUUGUCUGUCUACCCGUCCUGUCAAGCCCAGGCCACCUCAGCAAGGUCCCCGAGGACCACCAGUCAACCCCCAGGGACGACCACGAGGUCCUUCCGUGA